Equus quagga is the source of this 1991-nucleotide messenger RNA. Its product is annotated as vesicle-associated membrane protein 714-like. NCBI's taxonomy places the organism in Eukaryota, Metazoa, Chordata, Mammalia, Perissodactyla, Equidae. The record is from RefSeq and is a predicted model, not a curated record. The coding region runs from base 31 to 573 and encodes 180 amino acids. Gene Ontology annotation, cellular component: membrane; SNARE complex. The transcript has 5 exons. Gene Ontology annotation, molecular function: SNARE binding; SNAP receptor activity. Gene Ontology annotation, biological process: exocytosis; vesicle fusion.
GGGAGCUUCUGUUUCACUGGCGCGCCCACUAUGACGAUCGCCUACAGCUGCAUUGCUAAUGGCCGAAUGGUCUUAGCGGAGUUGGCCCUGACCGGCGGCUCCUAUCAGGAAGCAGCGUCAACAGUGCUUAGACUAGUGCUUCUUAGAGCUGAACCAAAGACCGUAAUUCAAAUGGGAAGCUUCGUCUACCAUACUCUCUUUAUUGAUGGAAUCACUUACCUAUGUGCCUCAGACAAUGCCCUGGAUACUGUAACACCAUCUGCAUUUCUCAAAAAUGUAAAAUACAAUAAAAAACAAGAUAACAGCUCUAUAUCCACCCUGAGGAGUCAAGUAACUGAUGUAAAAAAUGCUAUGACCCAAAAUAUUGAUAAAAUUUUGGAGAGCGAAGAAAGAUCAAAUAUCUUCCCCGACAGUACAGAUGAUCUUCAAACAGCUGUCAAAGAAUCCCAAAAAACAAGACAGAUUCUUAGGAGGAUAUGGUGGAAACACUUCAAAAAGAUUAUAAUCAUCACUGUGGCAAUUCUCCUUUCAAUCAUCAUCAUUCUUUUAACUACAAAUGUAAUACCAAUCUGACCUUUCUUCUCCCCAUCCCCAGCAGGUACCAAUAAAUUGUUAUAUGUAAUUAUAGAGUUCUACAGCAAGCAAUUAUGAAAGCAUUCUCUAGUGGUAGGAAGACUGGAGAAAGAAGGGUUGGAAGUAUUUCCUUGUCCCUUCAGAGUCCCUUGACUCUUGUCUUUGUACCUCUUCCAUUUCUGUAAUCUCUUUUUUUUCCACUGCUCCACCACUUCCCCAGCCUCUCUUCCCUUUGUUAAGUUUAAGAACCCAAACCCUAGAAUCAGACUGCCAAGGUUCAACUCUCUGCUCUGCCGAGUACCAUCUAUGAGACAUUGGACAAGUUAGUUAACCUGUGCCCGUUUCCUCAUCUGUAAAAUGGAGCUAACAAUAUACUGCAGAGUUGUUGUUAUAUGUCUAUCACAUAGUAAAUGCUACUUAAGUGUUAACUAUUACUUAAUAGAAAAAGAUGACAGCAUUAUGGCAUUGAUUAAAUCCCUGUCAUCUUACUCCUUACUCAGAAACGACCAUGACCUUAAAAUUCCCUUAGAAAUAUGAGAAUCUUAACAUGAGUACAGUCCAGAAAUACACAUUCACCUAUUCCACAUAUUCAUUGGAAAUGAAAAUUCAAACCAUUGUAUUUUAUACUAGGCAUUUCCUUGGAUAAAGAUCAAACAAUCAGGAAGCUGCAUCAUUUCUCUAAUAGAUCACAGGUCCUGUCUUCCUCUCUUACCACUCCAACAGCCUUUUGUUUUGAGUGAUACACUUCACCCAAUAACCUCAAAUCACUAAGAUUUCCAAUAGCCAAAGCAUCUAACUUCACUCUGCAGUUGGAAACAAGGUUUCAUGAAUUCUAUUUCCUAAGUGGGAACUUGAGGUCUAAAGUCAGUUUUAAAAAUCAUUUAGUGAUGCAUGGGGAAGAAUAAAAGAUUAGAACUGGGGUUCCUGGCUCCUAGAUAACUCAUUUUAAUUCUGAUAAUGAUGACAUAACAGUAUUUUAAACCGGCACCAAUUCCUCCAGCACAAUAUCACCUUUCCAUUCACAAAAUAUUUUUUAAAGGAUUUUAAAUGUUAGAAACUUUGGAGUUUCUAUAAUUUAUACCCAGGAAACAAGUAAGUGAUGUAUUGAAUACUUACUCUGAUACAAUGUACUAAAUGCUUUGGGGGAGGGGUGUCUCAUUUAAUUUUACAAGACAUGAAGAGGUAAAAACUAUUAAGUUAGUAUAAUGCAAAGCACAGAAAACAGUGGCUGCCACAUUCUAAGUGCUACAUAAAUGUUAGUUCAUUUUACUGAUUCAAGUCCUGACUCUGGUAUAUAGUCAUGAAACCCGUAUGUUAAACUCAAGAGUCUAUCAUCUGACCCCUUAAUUAUGGGCCAGACAAGACAUAUCAAUACUGUUUUGCUUUUUGCCAGGUUAGUAUGUUGUUUCUGGGGGACA